GGUAGUUCGUGGUGGGUAUUUUGAAGGCUGCGGUACGUUGCAUUUCUGUUACCUUAUAAUCUGUUAUCACAUCACAUUUUAUUUUCUUCUAGUUAGUGUAACAAAUGUCGUUAGCUGAUGAACUUUUGGCUGAUCUUGAAGGAGCAGAGACAUCUGAGGAAUUAAUUGCUGACUCAAGUCUUCAUGAACUAGAAGAUGUUACUUUAUCAAGUGUAAACAAGUUGGAUGAUUUUCUGUCAGAUGGAACCAGUUCGGGAGUUAAAAGUGCAUUUAAAGCAACUUCAUUUGCUGAUGCUCCAAUCAGUGCUUAUGCAAAAUUGAGAAAUAGUGAUAAGCUAACCAAAGUCAUGUCAGAUCUUGAUUAUUUUGCUAAUCAAAAGAAAAGUGAUCGAAUACAUGGGCCUGUUGAAGCUGAUCCCGAAUAUCAGUGUAUUGUUGAAGCUAACAAUCUUAUGGUGGAAAUAGAUAAUGAAAUCAGGAUUAGAAAUUGUCAAUCCACAAGCUGCAGAGAAACCAAUGGAAAUUGGGAAUAAGUAUUUCAGUAGCACAUGUGGUUUCAAAAAAAUUGAAGCAAAGAUGAAAAUUGAUGAUUCCAUGACAAAUGGAGUAUAAUAAUGAAAUAAGUUGGAGAGAAGCUUGUUUGAGACGGUUGCGAAAUCUCCCAAUGUGUGUGUACAAAGAAUUUAUUUUGUUGUUUUAAGUGCGCAUAUCAUCCACUUUCAAGCGGAAAAAAUAUUCUUGGAUUAAUAUCAGACAAAUUAAAACUGUUCAGCUUAACCCCCCUUUUUCUCACUUGUUCCCACAAAUUGUAUAAUAUAUAUCUUAUGUAAAAUAAAAUACAUAUCCUAUAUUUUAUAUCAGUCUUUCAAAA
Molecule: messenger RNA, 871 nt
Organism: Trichobilharzia regenti
Lineage: Eukaryota; Metazoa; Platyhelminthes; Trematoda; Strigeidida; Schistosomatidae
Source: the annotation of a GenBank genome assembly